Molecule: messenger RNA, 1719 nt
Organism: Cynoglossus semilaevis (tongue sole)
Lineage: Eukaryota; Metazoa; Chordata; Actinopteri; Pleuronectiformes; Cynoglossidae
Gene: soul4
Product: heme-binding protein soul4
Exons: 7
Coding region: 415-1158 (247 amino acids)
Molecular function (GO): heme binding
Source: RefSeq, a predicted model, not a curated record
CUCGCGGCGGCUCUUUCUCACACCUCACGCCGGAGAUGGAGAAGCAGGUUUUAGGAGGAGGGGGCGCCAGCUCCGCUCUGUAAUCGGAAUUGCUCGGCUUCACUCGUCAAACUCCGGCAACUAAAUGACGACACUUUAAAGGAAGUAGACAAACGGAAGUAGGGGGAAAAAAACAACAACAACACAGAAGUCAACACAAAUACUUCAAGCUGUCGAUAAGUUAUCGCGCGAUUACAAGAACAGACGCAGUGUUGAUUCUGCAGAGGCUCCAAGAACAGGUUUGUUAGUGAUGAUGUGGACCGACCAGAUCCAGAGUUUCAGUCGGAUCACAUGAUGACCUACUUACUGAUCAAACACGAGUCUGCUCGAGUUCCAGUUCAGACUAGAACGAAAUCGUUGGAAUUAUAAAACUCCAUGGCUCUGAUUUCACUGGAUGAUCUCGAAGGGCUUGAAGAUGAGCAGCUGGAUGACUUCACGGACAACCCUGAGCCAAUGGAUGAAGAGGACAGUGAGCGGCUGCUGGCUCAUUGGCAGGCAGUUGCCAGCACACACCAGGUGUCUGUUCCAUCAGAAAUGACUGCUCCCAUACAGGAAAUGACCCGCAACAGACAGCUGAGGGAGCCGCUCUCUUUUACACCAAUUUCCCGCCACGAGAAGAUGGGGGAGUUGCUCUAUGAGGAGCGAGAGUAUCCGGCAGGUUACUGGGCCUCCGUGACCCAGGGGGAAGACCUUUAUGAGCAGAGCAUCUCCAUUGGCUUCAUGAAACUGAUGCGCUUCAUUUGUAAAGAGAACUCUGCAGGUCGAUAUCUGGGGAUGACGGUUCCAGUCCUGAGUAACGUCCAACUGAAAGAAGACGGGGUCACGUUUCAGCGAGACGUCCAGACUUCUUUUUUCCUGCCUGCUGAGUUUCAGAACAAUACGCUGCACCCCUCUGAUUCUGACAUCACUAUCGUCCACAGAGAGCCAUUCAGGGUGGUGGCUAGGACAUUCCUGGGAACGACCACAGAGGAGACAAUUUCCAACCAGAUCCGCCAAUUCUGGGAAAUCCUCGGCAGCGUUGGCGACAUUCACCCAAAUGAGUACUUGGUCGCUGUGUACGAAAAUCCUGGCGUUCCCCGACGCAGGAAUGAGAUCUGGUUCAUCAGACGUCAGCCGUAGACAGUGUUCCAGAAUCCACUCCACUCCACACUACACUACACUACCUACUUGGUCUUUCACUGUGCUCACACUGGUUGCUGUAUUUUCAGUCAGACAGGUUAGUUUGUCAGUCAAUUCCUCAUUCCUCCUUGUGACCAAAGCCUCCUGUGUAACUGCCUCUUCUGAAGGAACACUAUGUGAUUUUAUGUGAACUGAGCCUUUAAAAGCUAACAGACUGGACCUCAGGUUUUUCUGUGAACAUGUGAUCAGGGUACAGAUCAUUAGAAGGAUUGAUAUUCCUCUUCUGGUUGGGUUUUAUUUCCGUUACCGUUUUAAAUGUCAGAAGCCAAUCGACCUCUUAUUUUUUUCCCCGUUCUCCAGCUGUUUUGUGGGAAAGCUUAAAUGUUUAGAUCUUUAGAUGUGAUAUUCGUAAAGAUUACAUAUUUGUAUUGUGAGGUGUUGAGUUGUCUAUUUUAAGAUGAAGUCUAUUGUAUUUUGGAUAAAGACAUUUUGUCAGGAAUGUUGUUCUCAUCUUGGAAAGAAAUAAAUUUCACAGAAAUAUAGAACCAAAACCUUUAUUUA